GAAUGCGACCGUUGAUUGUUCUGCACAUCUCCCACUUCUGCUAUCAGGGACAAGGGUCUAGGGGCAACAUGCAACUGUAUAAAGAGAUAUCCUCUUCCUCGCAAGAGCUUCCCCACGUCGAGGCGCUACCAUGGCCCGGAUAAAUAACCCACUGCGGGCGCUCGCAGCCCUGGCCAUCUCUCUCGCUGCACUGGUAACUUCAACUAUUACCGGUGAUCCUGGCCCAGGAGGCACUGCACCUGUUCGCCCUUUCCGUCUCGAUCAGGUACAGCUCGGCAACGGUUUGCUCCAGGAGAAGCGCGAUCGGAUAAAAGAGUUCGUCCAAGCUUAUGAUGAGCGUCGCUUCCUGGUCCUUUUCAACAACCAGGCCGGUCGGCCCAACCCAGAUGGAGUCGAGGUCCCUGGUGGAUGGGAAGAUGGUGGGCUGCUUAGCGGGCACUGGACUGGCCAUUACCUGACAGCGCUCUCCCAGGCUUACGCCGAUCAAGGGGAAGACAUUUUCAAGACCAAGUUGAACUGGAUGGUGAAGGAGUUAGCCCUCUGCCAGGAUGCUAUCACUGCUCGGAUGCACGAUGCGAAUGGGACAAAGGGAAUAAAUUCUACCUCGAGUGCUGCUGACUGGGUACCUACACAUCCUGGUUACGUCGGGGCUUUGCCGGAAGACACGGUGCUGAGGCUCGGUCCUCCGCGCUGGGCUAUCUAUGGAAGUGAUCUUUCCAAGAAUACUUGGGCCCCAUGGUACACACAGCACAAGAUCAUGAGAGGUCUACUAGAUGCAUACUACAACACCAACAAUACCCAGGCACUCGACGUCGUGGUGAAGAUGGCAGACUGGGCGCAUUUAGCACUGACUAUUGGAGAUAAGAACCAGCCUGGCUACACUGGCAAUUUGACUAGGUCGGACCUCAACUACAUGUGGGAUCUGUACAUUGCAGGCGAGUUCGGCGGCGCGAACGAGGUCUUUCCUGAGAUCUAUCAAAUUACAGGCGACCCACGUCACUUGGAAACUUCCAAAGCUUUCGACAACCGAGAAUCGUUGUUUGGCGCGGCUGUCGACGACAACGACAUUCUUGUGGUGCCGGCUGAUAGGAUCCCUGGAAGACGCCGUGCACAACGGCUCCAUGCUAACACUCACGUCCCUCAAUUCAUCGGCUACAUGAGCGUCUUCGAGCAUAGCGGAGAACAAGAAUACUUCGAUGCUGCGAAAAACUUCUACGGCUGGGUGCAUCCGCACCGCCACUUCGCCCACGGCGGCACAGGCGGAAAUUAUCCCGGGAGUAACAAGAACUCUGAGUUGUUCCAAAACAGAGACAACAUUGCCAAUGCUAUUGCAGAGGAUGGCGCUGAAACAUGCACCACGUACAAUUUGCUUAAGCUGGCUAGGUAUCUGUUCCUGCACGAGCAUAAUGCCACCUACAUGGACAACUAUGAGCGCGGCCUGUUCAACAUGAUCGCUGGCUCGCGGGCAGACGAGAGCAGUACCGAGAGUCCGAUGCUCACCUACUUCCAGCCGUUAACCCCAGGGUCGAGUCGUGAAUAUGAAAACACCGGUACCUGCUGUGGAGGGAGCGGGAUGGAAAGCCACACAAAGUACCAAGAGACGGUGUAUCUACGUUCUGCCGACGGAUCCGCAUUAUGGGUCAACCUCUUCAUCCCUUCUACUUUGGAAUGGGCUGAGAAGGGUUUUGCAGUCAAACAAGAAACAUCGUUCCCGCGCGCGGACACAGCCAAGCUUACCAUCACCGGCGAUGGACCUCUGGAUAUUAAACUGCGCGUCCCAGCCUGGAUCCGUAGAGGCUUUCAGGUCAUCGUCAACGGCAUUCCCGUCUCGGAUGCCACAGCCAGCCCGGGCACUUACCUCACCAUCAGCCGGACCUGGGCCUCUGGCGACGUCGUCGAAGUCAAAAUGCCGUUCACCCUACGCAUCGAGCGCGCCAUCGAUCGCCCUGAUAUCCAGGCCCUGUUGUGGGGGCCCAUCCUGCUCCAGACGAUCGGUGCCCCGCCAGAAAAUCAGACAUACCACCAGCUCUCCUUGUAUAGCCAUCUCAAGCUCGACGGCGACUACGUGCGCGCCGCUACUGUGCAACUUUCUCCGAAGGGUGACCCUGUCUUUACCUUCGCUAGUAAUGUUGGCAAUCUGAUCGCUCGUCCAUACUACAUCGGCGACACCCAAGCAGCAUCGGCCUACUUCCGGCGCGUCGAGCCAAACAUUGUCUUCGGGUCAUUAGACACAAAAAUCGCGAACCGCAAGCGCAAUGACGGGCUACCGCGGUACGAUGUCCCUGUCGCAAACGUCACGUCGCCCGGAAACGACGGCCCGACCUUUUUGGACGUUGUGUGGGACUCUGCGCCUUUUGAGACGCACGAUGCAUUCGUGAGAACAGUCAAUGAUGUGGUCAAGUCAUUCGUGGCUCAGGGCGUGUUCACGCAGGAAGAGGGUGAGACCAUCGUGAAGGGUGCGACCGAUGCGAAGGAUGGGCUUGAGGAAUGAAUGGUC
Messenger RNA from Paraphaeosphaeria sporulosa, 2497 nucleotides. RefSeq names its product DUF1680-domain-containing protein. Gene Ontology annotation, biological process: carbohydrate metabolic process. Lineage: Eukaryota; Fungi; Ascomycota; Dothideomycetes; Pleosporales; Didymosphaeriaceae. The record is from RefSeq and is a predicted model, not a curated record. The transcript is spliced from 5 exons. The coding region runs from base 131 to 2491 and encodes 786 amino acids.